Motacilla alba alba is the source of this 4034-nucleotide messenger RNA. RefSeq names its product vesicle associated membrane protein 1 (gene VAMP1). Lineage: Eukaryota; Metazoa; Chordata; Aves; Passeriformes; Motacillidae. The coding region runs from base 151 to 552 and encodes 133 amino acids. The record is from RefSeq and is a predicted model, not a curated record. The transcript is spliced from 5 exons. Gene Ontology annotation, molecular function: syntaxin binding; SNAP receptor activity. Gene Ontology annotation, biological process: vesicle-mediated transport; SNARE complex assembly; vesicle fusion. Gene Ontology annotation, cellular component: SNARE complex; plasma membrane.
GUGCCGAUCUGCCGCUCUCUGCGGAUCAACUUUUGAUUGGCUGCCGGCUCUGUGGGCGGAGCCCCGCUGUUAUAAGAGCGGGGUCCGGGGGUCGCGGCGCUGUCGGUGCGAAGCUCCGUGCGCUGUCCCUCGGUCCCCCCCGGCCCCGCCAUGUCUGACCCACCUCAGCAGCCUGCUCCCGGCGCUCCCGAAGGAGGGGCACCCGAAGGAGGCGCUCCCGAAGGGGCAGCGCCCGGUGGGGGUGCCCCGGGGGCUCCCCCCAAUCUGACCAGCAAUCGCCGCCUGCAGCAGACGCAAGCCCAAGUGCAGGAGGUGGUUGAUAUAAUGUGUGUAAACGUAGACAAGGUGCUGCAACGAGACGAGAAGCUGUCAGAGCUGGAUGACAGGGCAGACGCACUGCAGGCCGGCGCCUCAGUAUUUGAAAGUAGCGCAGCCAAACUCAAAAGGAAGUACUGGUGGAAGAACUGCAAGAUGAUGAUCAUGAUGGGAGUGAUCGGUGCCCUUGUGGUGGUGGUGAUUGCAAAAAACAAUUCUCCUUUGGUGUUGGAAUAAAAGUUCAGGACCCAAAUGAAGACCUCCAAGAGUAGGAUGCUGUUCACAACACAUCUUGGAGCAUGACUGGAAUAAAGGUAAGUGCCCCUUUGUUUUGUUUCACUGUACAUUUGAAACUCAUUAAAAGGAAAUGACAGAGCUUUGUCCAGUGCAGACUUCUUUUAAAAUUAAGUAUUUGUGCCCUUAUCUGCCCUUAUUGCUACAAAUGCUAGGUUGUAAAACAGCCUUGUUUGUGUGGCUUCUGGUUCCCUUAUGAUCAAUCUUUGUCCAGUCUUAAACAUCACCAAAAUCCACACUAGAACAGUGAACACACUGGAACAGCUCUCAGUGGUGAAUUUGGAGCAAGGCAGCUAGACCAAUUCUUCAAAGAUGGAAGCCCUCCUAGGAAAGGAGGGUGUCUGGACUGGCUGGUGGAUUAAAGCAGCAUGUACAGUCUAAAAUUCCACACAGUUCAGGCCUGCACAACCUGAACAAACGAGUCGCGCUACAAUUCCUGCCAAGUUUUGUGUUGCAUUCCUGUCAGUUCUCAGCCUCAUUCAUGUAGAGGGAUUGGGAAGAUGUUUUCAUGGGACAGAUGCAUUUUUGGACUGUUGAUGAUGCAGUGUCCAAGUCCCUAGCCAAAGCUAGGAUUGAAAGCUCAUUUUCCAAAGCUGGCAGCUGCUCUGGAGCACAGAGCUGGGGCUGAACAUACUGCUGAAAGUUGCCCCAGGGUUGAGCCCAGUUCAUGAGUCAUGUUGUGGCUGUUUGCAAAGACUUGCAUGUCUAGCCAUAAAUCCUCUGUUAGGCAUUGAAAAUACCAUGCUCUACUAGAAGCUCUUCUGAAGUGCCAUCCUUUACUGCAUCAGCAUUUCUGCUGCUCCUGCACUCUCUUAUCCCAGAUAAAACAGGGUUUUAAAUGUGCUCCAAAAGCAAGGCCAAGGCUUUGGGAGAAUAGUUCUUUGUAUGUCUAAUUAAAAAGUCAAGCUCUGCCUUUAUACAUGGAACAUACUUAACAUGCCUUUGAGCUGGAAUGGACUGCCCAGAGAAGCCGUGGAUGCCCCAUCUCUGGAGGUGGCCAAAGCUGGGUUGGAUGGGGCUUUGAGCAACCUGGUCUAGUGGAAGGUGUCCCCGUCCAUGGCAAGGAGUUGGAGCUAAGAUGAUCUUUAAGGUCACUUCCAACCCAAACUACUCUGUGCCAAAUGCAGCUCCCAUAUCAACUGCUUCAUCCUGACGUCUUCAGAUGUGGUGGAAGAAAAGCCUCAACUCUACUGCUCCUAAGUGGAUAUUCCCUAAACCUUCGUAUCUCCAGAUGCCUGAGGCAUUGCUCUGGCCUUUCCUGAGGUGUCUCUGUGCUGGGCAAAGCCAGGUGCAGGCUCUCAUCAGUAGUGGGGUUUGUUGCCUCAGCUGGAGAGCAUCCAAAUGAUGAUGGGGAAGACAGCUUUUUCUUCAGAGCUGGAACGCAGCAUCAACACUUUUUAAAUGAACCUGGCUCCCUUGGGAAGUGACGGAGGUCCCUGCUCUGAUAUAUCCACUGGGAUUGGAAGCCUUAACUUGGUGAAGAGAGGUAAUAAGGGGGAGGUUUUAUCUUUGUUCUGACCUCUAAACAAGUAAUUGCUCUGAGAGAUGUAACAGAUAAAGAAAUAGGUUUUACAAAUAGGCAGCUCAGCCAUGUCUGUUGGAUACCUGAGCCUCCACACUGCUGAUAAUAUUUGACCUAUUUUUGGCCUGAGAUAGAGUGCAACACUUACACAGAACACCCUUACUUGUUCCCCAGGUUUCAAAUAUGACACAGCCUCAUAAUGUCCUUUCCUUCAGUGCACAGACUCACUAAAUGAUUUCUGCAGAGGACUAAAUGACACUUUCUUUUUACAUGCUUCCCAUAGAGGCUUCUUUUCCAAAAGCCUUUGUACUAUUUUUUUAAAACGAAUUUUGCCAUAAAUGUAUUAAAAAUUUAAUAAAGGUUAUAAGCUCUUUUUAGUUCAUUGCUUUUAAGCAUGCACUUGGAAGCUGAAGGCACUUUCCCCUCUUCUGCUUACAAGCCCCCUUUAAAUAUUGCAUAUUUUUAAAUACAGAGAACUGUGACUGCAUGUGGCUGUGCCUCUGGUAUGUUCCUGAUCUCUUUGGUUCCCCUGUGUCCUUUCACCAGAAGCACUACUGCCUUUUUCAUCUCUUGAUGUAGCCUGUUACCCCAUAGAUUUUAUUGAUCCUGUCCCAAGAGCUUGGUAACUCUUCAAAUUCCUUCUCGGUUUGACCUCAGUCUGUGCAGGCAAUCCUAGAUCUAUCUGUCCAGCUUCUCUUAAGCUCUCCAGCAAGCAGGAUUUAGUUCUUCUAAAUACAUUGUUUAUUUUCCAAAGUGAUGGUUCUCUCAUUCUCUCAUAGCUUCCCUAGACAUUUAUGUUGUACUUCCAUGCCUUUCCUCUAUUACCUUAAUUCUUAUGGAAAAACAAUAGUUUUGACAUCUGUUCCCAGUCCGAAAAGACACAACCUUCAGCUGUUCCCUGCAUGUUUUCCAUGUCCUCAAAAUAACUGGUGUGCCUCUAACACACCUAUGACUACUGAGCAUUUACAUCCCCUCAAUUUUCUUCUCUUGUACAAAUUCACCCCAGCUCAGACCUUUAAUUUGCCUUUUGCCGACCUGCAGAUCCCCAUACGUGCACUUUCUUCCCUUUUCUCCAAUUUUUCACAUUCUCAGUGAAACACUCCAAUUUUUUGGGCUCUUACUCCGGCACUGCUGGCCUUGCCUCUUGUUUUCAGCAAGACCAAGCUCACUAUACAUCUGCUGAGCUCAUUUGUGGUCUUGCCAGCCUACAAGAAAUGUAAAGAUUAUUUCUGGAACAAUCCCCUGAUUUCUCCCAAGAUGGCAAUUUUUACACUGAUUCACAGGACAGGGAGGGCUCAUCUAUUUACCAACCUGUAUAAUUGCUUCUUCACAUUUGUAUAGGCUUUUAACUCUGGAUUUACAGCUAUCCUGAAUGGUGCCAUUACUUUGAGUUCAUCAGUCAAAGCCUGAUUUUUUUUUUUUUCCUUUUAACGCUUUUAUGGAACAGAUAGGAUAUGAAUCAAGCUUCCCCCAGGGAAUACAUCACCACCUUCUGCAGCUGUAUUUCUUUAUUGAUGAAGAGAACUUACUGCUUUAAGUGGUUAUGCCUCUGAUUAAUCUUGCUUUAAUCACCCACUUGACUAUGCAUGAUGCAGCAGGUCUCAUCAAUUUUAUGGUUAUUACAAGGUUAUUUAUGGUUCUGUGAUGUGAAAAAUCGUGUCUUACUCUUUGGAUACUGGGGAAAUAUCAUGCUUACCAUAUGAAUCACCAUAUGUUUAUGGUAUACAAAGACUGUUUUAAGGUGUUGCACCUGCUCUUUAUCCUUUCUUGAUUUGAAGGUGGCUUUGUGAAGCAAACAGCUUUGUGUCCAGUGUCAGGUUUUUGCUCAUUCAUGUGCUAGAAAACACCCAAGGCAUCAGUCUGCAGUACUGAAUUUGUGUCCAAGAACUGGCUGCAGCACCCU